AAUAAAACCCGAAUCAUGAAAAAUCUACUGGCAGCAUGAAAUGUAAAUUAACAGAAAUAGAACUGAACAUGAAAUUAAAUGUCGACAUCAUUUGAUUAAAUUAAAGGAAAUCUGGAAAACAAAUAUAAAGGAAAGGAAGCAAUCCGAUUACAAAGAAAUAUUACUGAAGGCAGCGAAACUCACCAUUACAAAUUCGACAAAAGAAGAACUGAAUUGCUAAACUAAUCUAGGCAAAAAUUGCAGAUGUCAUCUCUCUUGACCCAUUGUUUGUUUCUUCACCAUUGUCCCAUCUGUGAGAAUUGAGAUAGUGAUAUGCGUUGAGCCUUGAAGCUUCCCUUGUUAAAUCACAGCUUUCAAAUGCAUUGCCUUUGACUUGGAUUUUCUGCAACUUUUUGGAAUCAAACAAAGAAGAAGAUGAUGGGUGUGAACUCCCGUUCCUCCUCCUCUCAUUGUCCUUCUCCUUCACGCUUUAGCUCACCAAGAGUUAUUGAUAAUGGGGGUUUCCAAAACAUACUAAAUGUAUCACCUAGAUCAUCUUCGCAGUCAAAUCCCUUGCGGUGUUUGUCCUGGCCUCUUCCAACUUUCCUCUUUUGUGUUCUCCCUGUUGGAGAUCUUAGAUCUAAGAAAUUGUUAAGAAGUCAGAAGAUGUUACUGUUCUUCACAACUCCACGCUUGGACAGGUCAUUAGCUGAUCAAGCUUCCUUGUAUCCUGAUUCCUGUAAAAGAAUUGGAUAUGGCUCCAUAGAAUCUGUUCCUUCCAACAUGUCAUCAGAGAAGUCAUCUCUGGAACUAAGAAAGGAGAUUGCCACCCUUGAGUUAGAAAUCUUGCAUUUGGAGCGUUAUCUUCUCUCCUUGUACCGGACAGCUUUUGAAGAGCACCUACCAAUCUUAUCAAAUACUUCUGGAAGUCCUUUAAAAUGUAUGUCAGAGUCAUCAUUGUCUAUGGAAGCAAAUCGGUUGCACCACAACUUGCAGGCACCGGUGGAGAUACUGGUACAUCAUGAUAAACCCUCCCCUUCCCAUGAGUCAUCCAUUUCUGAUAGCCAGAGUUGUUCCUCCAGUUUUAAUAAGGCAAAAUCCAUAAGGGAGCAAAAAAAUCCUUAUUCUCGCCAUCAGAGUCUCGCUGAUCACCUUGGUGCCUCUCUUGUAGACAACAAAUUCUACACCCCUGAUAAACUUUCUGAAGACAUUGUGAGAUGCAUAUCUUCUAUUUACUGCAAGUUUGCAAGUGUCCCACGUGCUAAUGCAGGCUUGCCAGCUUCUCCUAUUUCUUCAUUGUCCUCCUCAAGUAUAUUUUCGUCUAAGAAUCCUUGUGACAGUUGGAGUCCACUUUGCAAUGAGGAAGAAGCAGCAAAUAAUCAUGGGUUGAAAGAAGAGAGUGGACUGCAUGCCGCAGCAAUUGAGGUUCUGAAAAUAUGUCUAGAUGAUGAUAGUUUCAAUUUUGCUGCUGUCAUGCUACAAAAUUUCAGGUCUUUGGUCCGGAAUCUCGAGAAGGUUGACCCCAGGAAGAUGAAACGUGAAGAGAAGCUAGCAUUCUGGAUCAAUAUUCACAAUGCCUUGGUGAUGCAUGCAUACUUGGCAUAUGGAACUACAAAUCAUGUAAAGACUACCUCCCUUAUGAAGGCAGCAUACAAUGUGGGUGGACAAUACAUAAAUGCAUACAUUAUACAAACCUCAAUUUUAGGGAUUCGGUCACAUUACUCAGCACCGUGGCUGCAAACACUAUUUUCUCCUGGAAGGAAGUCAAAGACAGCAAGCUACAAACAUGAAUAUGCCUUUGAGUAUCCUGAGCCGCUUGUCCAUUUUGCACUUUGUUCAGGGACAUUCUCUGAUCCCAUGGUUCGAGUUUACACAUCAAAGAACAUAUUUAAGGAUCUCAAGGUUGCCAAAGAAGAGUUCAUUCAAGCUAGUGUCUACAUUCACAAGGAGACAAAGAUUUACCUACCUAAAAUUGUUUACUACUAUGCAAAGGACAUGUCACUGGAUGUGUGUGAUACAUUGGAGGUAGUAAGCGAAUGCCUCCCAGAAGUCCAACAGAAAGCAAUCCAGAAAUGCAUGAAGGGAAGGCCUGACAGGCACAUCCAUUGGUUACCUCAGAGUACAAACUUUCGGUAUGUCUUCCAAGGAGAACUGGCUGAACAAAGACUAAAUGCCUGAUAGUGAUAGGAUGGAUAUUACUAUAUUCCAUUAUUCUUUAAGCAAAAUAAAGUUGAAAUUAUAUAUGUAUGUGAGCUGUAUAGAACUACUAGAAAGAAAAGAGUUUGAGGAUAUGGUGUUGGUUUGUCAUUUGUACAGUGAUUUUUAGGGCUAAUCAUAAAGAAUCUGGUGUUUAUGAUGAUUUAUUUGUAGGGAAAGAGAAGAAAUUUUUUUUAAAAAAUUUUUUAAUAAAAAUUUAAAUUUUUU
This is a messenger RNA of Rubroshorea leprosula, 2403 nucleotides long. NCBI's taxonomy places the organism in Eukaryota, Viridiplantae, Streptophyta, Magnoliopsida, Malvales, Dipterocarpaceae. The record is from the annotation of a GenBank genome assembly.